AGCAAGGAAGCAAACAGGCUCGGUUGAUUUCCGAGGAGGAGGAGGAGGAGGAGGAAGGAGGCUGGAUCGUGGCGAGGACGGAAGACAAAGAGAGAGGGUCCGGUGACCUUUGAGGAGGAGGAGGAGGCGGCAGCAGCUGUGCAUUUCACGGAGGAGGAGUGGGUCUCCUGGAUCCGGGCCAAAGUGUUCCACACAGGGAAGCCAUGGAGGAGAAUUAUGAGAUUGGAGCCUCUUUCAAAUCGGAGCUCAAUUCCUGGUUGGAAGAUGGAGAGGAUCUUCUUAUCCAAGUUCCCAAAGAGGAGGAGACCUCAGCAGAACGAGACCUCGCUUCCUGUAAGGAAGAAGGAGAAAGUCUGUUUAUCCAGUUCCCCAAAGAAGAGGAGGAGACCUCAGCAGAGCUAGGCCUCAUUUCCUUUUCGGAAGGAAGAGAAGAAGAUCCACUUGUCCAGAGUCUCAAAGAAGAGGAGGCGGAGACAUCAGCAGAACCAGACCUCAUUUCCUGUUGGGAAGAAGGAGAAGAUCCGGUGAUGCAGGAACGCAAAGAAGAGGAGGAGACCUCAGCAGGAUACAUCUUAGGGGUCAAGUCUGAGGAUGAAGCAUCUGAAGUAUCACUGGAAAAAGCUGAGGAGCAGGUGCAGGAGCAGAAACUGAGGAGUCAAGAAGGAGCAAACAGACAAGAGGAUAGACAGACUCACACCGGUGACAAACCUUAUCAAUGCUUGGAGUGUGGAAAGAACUUCAGGUGGAGUAGCACCCUUUCUCAGCAUCAAAGAAUUCACACAGGGGACAAACCUUAUACAUGCUUGGAGUGUGGAAAGAGCUUCAGUCAAAGUGGCCACCUUAGAUCGCAUCAAAAAACUCAUACAGGGGACAAACCUUAUCAAUGCUUUGAGUGUGGAAAGAGCUUCAGUCAGAGUGGCCACCUUACUUCGCAUCAAAGAACUCACACAGGAGACAAACCUUAUCAAUGCUUGGAGUGUGGAAAGAGCUUCUGUCGGAGUAGCAACCUUUCUACACAUCAAAGAUGUCACACAGGGGACAAACCUUAUCAAUGCUUCGAGUGUGGAAAGAGCUUCAGUCAGAGUAGCACCCUUACUUUGCAUCAAAGAACUCACACGGGGGACAAACCUUAUAAAUGCCUGGAGUGUGAAAAGAGUUUCAGUCAGAGUAGCACCCUCACUUUGCAUCAACGAACUCACACAGGGGACAAACCUUAUAAAUGCUUGGAGUGUGGAAAGAGCUUCAGUCAGAGUGCCCACCUUACUUCACAUCAAAGAACUCACACGGGAGACAAACCUUAUAAAUGCUUCGAGUGUGGAAAAAGCUACAGGUGGAGUAGUGACUUUUCUCAACAUCAAAGAACUCACACAGGGGACAAAUGUUAUCAGUGCUUGGAGUGUGGAAAGAGCUUCAGUUGGAGUAGCCACCUUAUUUGUCAUCACAGAACUCACACAGGAGACAAACCUUAUAAAUGCUUGGAGUGUGGAAAGAGCUUCAGUCAGAGUAGCCACCUUACUACGCAUCAAAGAACUCACACUGGGGACAAACCUUAUAAGUGCUUGGAGUGUGGAAAGAACUUCAGUCGGAGUAGCAACCUUUCUUCACAUCAAAGAUGUCACACAGGGGACAACCCUUAUACAUGCUUGGAGUAUUGAAAGACCUUUCAUCAGAAUGGCUACCUUCAGGCACAUCAAAGGCUCCGUUUAAGGGAAGAGAUGUAUAGAUGCUUUGGAUGUGGAAAAAGCUUUAAGCAGAGUUUGUGACGUCCUUCCCCAGCACCACCUGUGAAGCUCUCACUUGUGGCUACCAGCAGACAGGAACAUCAGGUUUUCUUCUUACCCUUUACAGCUCUAGCACAGUUUUCAACAAAUCCCCCUGCUAGGCCUUACUACCCCACACUCUGUAUCUCUUAUAACCUUUAGACUGUGCCUAGUCUCUGCCUGGCUAUCUCAAUACCUUGUGUCUAUGGGUAUAGGUAAUUCCCCCCCCGCAGCCUCUUGCACUGAAUCAUACAGCCCUGGGUUUCUCUUUCGGACUGGAUACACUUUCUUCCGAUCCGCCACUGCCACCAUUCGAUACAACUGUUCAGCCUUGGUUAUUUUGUUAUUCCCCCUGGUAUGUGUUUCCCAGCUGAAGGAAUCAGGCUUAUGUUUAACCAAGAAAUAUUUAUUAAGAACUAGAAAUUACAAGUUUACUUUUAGAAUGUUUCACAAGCGUAUGGUUUCAUCUAUAUUUUAUUAUGUACUUGACUUCUUACUAAUUGCCUCAGAACUCCGACUCACUCUCAACAGCACCGACCACCAUCCACCUCCUCAAUUCACCACCUCAACCUCCAGAUUCAACUGUCAUUCUUCCAUCUAUACGCCCAGCCAUUCAAACGCCCAGCCAGUCAUCCAGCAUUCUACUGCUCAUGUACUCCCCCUCCUCUUUCACUCCACUUACCAUAUGUCUUCUAUAUAAAAAGCACUUACCAUAUUUACAAUAUAAGCAUGAACAUCACCUCCCCCCCCCUUAAAAUAACAGCAAAGUAUUAUUCCUGCUCUAGGAGUCAUACAACGUGUUAAUUAAAAAAAAUAAGUCUCUUAGGGGAAAACGUCUUUUCACACCCAUGUCUGGGUCACGUAACUGCAGUCCCGGCCACCUGUCUUGAAAGUCCAUCGGCCAAUACAUUGUCCUUGUCUUUUAGAACUUAAAGUCCACCUGGUAUUCUUGUAAAGCCCAGGACCACCUCUGCAGCAUGGUGUUAUUAUUUCUCAUGGUCUCUAACCAUAGCAAUGCUCGAUGAUCCAUUGUCACUGUAAAUCUUCAUCCCCACAUGUAUGGGCGCACCUUGCUCAGUCCCCACACGACCGCUAGGCGCUCCUUUUGGACCGAUGAAUAAUUCUUCUCCCGCGAUGUCAGCUUGCGACUAAGAUAUGCCACUGGAUGUCUGGUGCCUCCCCUCUCUUAAGAACAUAAGAAGAGCCUGCUGGAUCAGGCCAGUGGCCCAUCUUGUCCAGCAUCCUGAUCUCACAGUGGCCAACCAGGUGCCUGGGGGAAGCCCGCAAGCAGGACCCGAGUGCAAGAACACUCUCCCCUCCUGAGGCUUCCGGCAACUGGUUUUCAGAAGCAUGCUGCCUCUGACUAGGGUGGCAGAGCACAGCCAUCACGGCUAGUAGCCAUUGAUAGCCUCAUCCUCCAUGACUUUGUCUAAUCUUCUUUUAAAGCCAUCCAAGCUGGUGGCCAUUACUGCAUCUUGUGGGAGCAAAUUCCAUAGUUUAACUAUGCGCUGA
This is a messenger RNA of Rhineura floridana, 3272 nucleotides long. Its product is annotated as zinc finger protein 501-like. The transcript is spliced from 7 exons. Lineage: Eukaryota; Metazoa; Chordata; Lepidosauria; Squamata; Rhineuridae. The coding region runs from base 204 to 1655 and encodes 483 amino acids. Gene Ontology annotation, cellular component: nucleus. The record is from RefSeq and is a predicted model, not a curated record.